UCUCUCUCCUCUCUGUCUGUCUCUCUGUCUGUCUGUCUGUCUGUAGGUAACUCUAAACAGGGUCUUCGGUGUAAAACCUGUAAGAUGGGGGCUCACCUGUGGUGCACCUCAGAAUUGUCCCAGCAGCCCUGCAAUGGAAAGUCUGGGGUCGCGGCCUUCAAGCGUAACUUCAGCUCUCCCAUGCUGGUCAACGAACAGCUGGCUGUCGUCAAGGAGGUGCAGCCCACCCAAGGGGCAGGCCGGGGGCGUGGGGUGGACCCUAUUUACGCAGCCCUGCGCUACGGGACGUCCCUGGCACAGAUGAGCCGCUCCAGUUUUGGGAGCGUGUCCGAGUCGCCCACGCACAGCCAGGGUGAAGGAGGGGAAGGAGGAGAGGAGGGAGCAGAGCAGUACAGCAUGAGAGGAGAGGCCACAGGAGACAGGGGGCUGAGUGACCCAUUCCCUUGUCUGUCAGAUCUGCUCCAGUGUGAAACGAGAAGGCUGAACCAGAUGAUGGGGCAGCGAGCAGCUCCAGGAGCCUGUAGGGGAAACCCAGCUGUGAAGGUUCCCAAGCGUAUUGAGUUCACUCGAUCCACACCACAGGGAAAGGAGUGGAGACAAGGUGGGCUUCUUCCCCUGCUAACUUCGUCCAGAGGUGCGCCCGGAGAGGGUGUGAGGGUCACCCAGCCUGUCCCUGCCAGCCGAGGGAUGGGCCACAUGCCAGUGAAGGAGGAUCAGAUCUGUGUGGGGAAGAGUGAGGACAGUGAGGGUUUCCUGAAGCUGAGCAGUGGAAAGAAGAGAGGACUGGUCCCUGCUAAAUCCAUUGAGGAGAUCUAACCUCUGUCUCAACACCAGCCCCCCGUCUCUCUCUCUCUCGUACCAGCACCCUGUAACCUCCCCACACACCCCUUUAAGGCCUGAGGAGGACCAGCCAGUCCGGGGGUCCUCCAACACCACCAUCGUGAGGCCCACCACCCUACUAAACUGAGUGGGGAGCGGUGACAGUUCAGCUUGUGAAUUCCAGGUGAUGUGGAGGAUGCCCCAGCCUUGUCCUUGCUGACCUUGUCUCCUCCACCCCAAUGUAGCUGACAACCCAGACUUGAAAGGGUUGGCUUCCCUUCCACAGUGGUUUGGCCUAGGUGUUGUGGAGGACUAUCUAAGCCCCCAAUGCCCCAUGUUUUCCUGCUGUAACGUACCUUUGUCUAUUAGUGAACUGGGUUUGUCUGUAGUCCACACCACAGGGGUAAGAGUUUGAGGACUGAAGGACUGGCUGCUGUGGACUCCAGUAACUUCCCUCAGGAAGGAAGGAACUUUGAGACUAUUUUCUGUCUGAUGAGUCUGGUCUCUCUGUGUGUGAUUUGACCAGUUCUUUUUCACUGUCCUCGAUGGCUGGAUAUCAAGAGGCUGAAGAAUGCAGGAUUAAGGCCGUCUCACACUAUACAGUCCAAACGUGGCGUGCCGUUUCGCGCAUAUAUAAUGACUCAAAUGUGUGCCGUUUUGGUGUCCGACAGGUUUCUUUGUCUGUUCGCUCACAACAUUUUUUAUUGGGGCAAGUUGAAGUUCGGUAGCCGACGUCUACGCCCUUUCGUCUGUAAUUGGUCAACUGUAGUGUUUUCAAAUGAAGGUCUUUAAGGGAGUAUGAGAGCACAGUCGUGCGCGCACACCUAGCCGAGUUCUGCUAGGAGAAAACAGAACCUAGUAUUAGUAUAUGUUACUUUAUUAAUCAGGAGUUCUGCUAGGAGCAAACAACCUAGUAUUAGUAUAUGUUACUUUAUUAAUCAGGAGUUUCUGCUAGAGCAAACA
Messenger RNA from Salvelinus sp. IW2-2015, 1782 nucleotides. The record is from RefSeq and is a predicted model, not a curated record. NCBI's taxonomy places the organism in Eukaryota, Metazoa, Chordata, Actinopteri, Salmoniformes, Salmonidae.